This is a messenger RNA of Cuscuta campestris, 1900 nucleotides long. NCBI's taxonomy places the organism in Eukaryota, Viridiplantae, Streptophyta, Magnoliopsida, Solanales, Convolvulaceae. The record is from the annotation of a GenBank genome assembly.
CUGAAAUUGAAGACGGAAGCACGGAAGCACGAAGGUGUAGACAGGAGAUCAAUUGCGCAGAAAGGUAGGAGAUCAGCCUCCACUCAUUCACGAAUUCUGAAAUUGAAGACGGAAGCACGAAGGUGAAGACCCGCCGGCGACACGCUCGAUUUUUCCAUCGGCUGUACGUCUCACAGCUUAAGAAUUUUGGUAGAAGAAGAGUUUUGAAGAAGAAAGAAUUUGUGACGGGUUCAUAAUGUCUAUAUCAUAUGGCUUCAACAACUUGCAAGGAUCAUGGUCUCAGCCUCGGGUCCUUUUGCCAUUACUAGCCGUGACUGGACUUGGACUUGGAAUUGGAAUUAUUUGCUCUUCUCUCAAAAGAAGCCAGGUCUGCAACAAGUACGGGGAGGACUUGAUUAGUGAAUUGCCAGAAGAUGUCCUGUGUUUGAUACUCUCCCAAUUACCUACAAAAGAUGCUGUAAGGACUAGCAUUUUGUCUAGAAGAUGGAGAAACCUCCAUGUUUUUCUCCCCAGAUUGUCGUUGAAGUGUCCAUGUGCAUUCAAGGAACCUUCAAGCCAGCAAGACGACACUGGUCUCCUUGAUCGGUGCAAGUGUAGAAUCUUGACUUUUAUAGAUCGUUUCAUACGGCUACGACAAUGCGCUUGCCGUCGUUACUGGGACAACCAUGGAAUCUUGACUUUUAUGGAUCGUUUCCUACAGCUACAACAGAGACACAAUAUUAAAUCAUUUCAGCUGUCAUGUUGUUUAGGGGAAGAAUUCAGCAGUCGUGUUGAGCGAUGGAUGAGAUAUGCUGCUAGGUCAAACAUAGAGGAACUUGUGCUCAGGCUUUCUUGUGAUGACCCUGGAAGCACAAGAGGUCUGAUUACACUUUCUUUUCAGGGAAAAUUUCAGACCCUUUCGCUGCUUAGGUUGGACGCAGUCUCAUUAGUUAAUGAUGAACUGGGCAGCAUCUUUUCAGCCUGUCCAAAGCUCGAGUCUUUAAUGUUGACAUAUUGUAGACUUCCUUCUAGUUUACUUAUGUGGGUAGGGCGCCAUAUGCUGAAGUCUUUCACAAUGACAAGUUGUAUCGGGGUAAAGGACAUAGUUCUUUGGGCUUGGAAUUUGACUAGCUUGGAAAUUGCUUGCUCCCAAAAGAUAAAUAUUUUUCUUCGCAUUGUUCCGAAGCUGAAACACCUUUUUGUUAGGUUAAAAUACUCUGAUCAUUUGUCAUAUAUUAUUAAUGAAGUUGUCAAGAACCUGCCUGAACUUGAAACCUUACAUGUUGAAUCACGGCUCAGUGAGAUGUAUUAUUCCUCACUAGGAGGGCGUGAGUUGAACAAUUUUGUCAAUUUGAAGGAAGUAUAUGUACUUGUAGACUUUAGAGACAUGUGUGGUGUUCAACAUAUUGCCAGCAUAAUCAGCUGCUCGCCAUUUCUACGCAAAUUCCAUCUGGUGACAAAUGGGACAAUAGACUAUGGAGUACCGGCAAGGCCUGACUGGAACCUAACAUCUGAGCAUAUUCAUCUGAAAGAAGUGGAGAUUGGGGGAUUUCAUGGGCACGCGGCCGAGCUGGAAUUGAUUUCAUAUAUCCUUAGAAUUGCUGUGUGUCUUGAGCGUAUGACCAUCAGCAAGGGUUAUGAGUAUUACGUCGGAGGAGGGAAAUGGGAGAAGAGCUCUAAACAAGAGUCUAUGGUAAUGGAUGAGAAGCAACGUCAAGUAGUAUGCCAACUCGUGAAGGGAACCAGAGUUAACUCUCCAAUUGCUCAACUCAUUUUACAUUAGCAUAUAGCACAGUAGUGUGUGUUUGUAUUGUACUGGGUAGUGAACUAGUGAGUGUCAAAAUUUAACACCCAUAGGGCUGCUGUUAAAUUAAACUUUAUGUACUCAAAUGGAUGCCCCUGUUACUGCUAUUACGACAUC